Molecule: messenger RNA, 2805 nt
Organism: Strongyloides ratti
Lineage: Eukaryota; Metazoa; Nematoda; Chromadorea; Rhabditida; Strongyloididae
Product: Protein argonaute-2
Exons: 3
Coding region: 1-2805 (934 amino acids)
Molecular function (GO): RNA binding; protein binding
Source: RefSeq, a predicted model, not a curated record
AUGGCACCAGCACCACAAUUUUCAAGUUCUAGUGGAAGUAUAGAUGUAGAAAAAUUUGACAAUAUGUUACCUUCUGAAUUAUUAAAAUAUUUCGAUAUUCCUGAAGGUACUGUUGAAUAUGCUCCUAUUAAAGGUACCGGACAUUCUGGAAUUAGUACAAAUAUUGUAACUAAUGCUUUUGAAAUAUCUGGAAAUAAUGUUAAAACAUGGGUUUAUCAAUUUGAUGUUGGAAUUAUAAUUUCAAUUAAAAGAAAAAAUGAUCAAGUAAUAAGAUAUGAACUUAAUAAAACACAAUUUGAUGGUUUUAAAAUGAAAGAUUAUUAUUUUCAAAAAUUAAAAAUAGUAAUGGUCAAACUUUUUCCAAUGAUUCAAUACAUCUUGCAAGAUCAACUUCAAAUUUCAGAAUAUUCUAUAAUAUCUGACUUUCAUCGCAUAUUUUUUACAACUGAUGAUAGUCUUAAAAGAAUGGUUGAAUCAAAAAAAGGAUUAUGGAAUGUUGUUGUUCCUUAUGAAUACAUUCCUUUUGUUAAAAGUCUUUCACCUAAAUCACUUGAAAAUCUUCAAAAAGUUGAGUUAGAAUUUAAGCUUACCAGUGAAUUUGAUUUUUCUGAUUGUUUAUUUAAAGACUCUGUUAAUGAUAAACAAGGAAUGCAAUUUUUAAAUUUAUUAGUUGAUAUCAAAAAAAAUUUAAAUUAUGAGGAAUGGGCUAAUUAUAACAAUGGUAAAAGUUAUCUUAUUAAUCCAGAAAAAUAUGAAUUUAAAGAAUGUGAUAUGCCACCACUUCCUGAUGCAAAAUAUCUUGGAAUGGGAAGUUUUAGUAGUGUUAGGCAAGCUGCUAGCAUAGAAGAAAAUAAUAGUUAUUUCAUUUAUGUUGUUGAUUCUAUAAGAACUGCAUUUCAUGCACCACAAUUAUUGAUUAAAAAAUUUGAUGAAAUGAUAACAAGACCAGGAACAGGUGCAAGAAUUGAAAAAAUGAAAUUUUGUGGAACUGUUUAUGAAAAAAUUUUAAAUAAUUUUAAAGGAUUAGUUUGUCACUGUACUCAUCUAGAUGGAAAAGAAAUAACUAUUCAUGAUAUUGAUGAUUAUGGAGCUGAUACUAGACAAAUUAUUAUUAAUAAUGAAAAAAUGACAGUUCAAGAAUAUUAUUUAAAAAAAUAUAAUAUUAAUCUAAAGUUUCCAUCACAUCCUCUUAUAAUACAAAAAAUUAAACAAAAUGAAAAUGGUAAAAAGACAAAAAGUUUAAAUUAUUAUCCAAUGGAACUUUUAGAAGUUGCAGAUUAUCAAAGAGUUAAACAAAAAUCUCAAACACCAGAUCAAAUAAGAUGUUUAAUAAAAGCAUGUGUUACAAAUCCUUCUACUAGACGUUUUGACAUACAACGUUUAUUUAAAGCUCUCCAAGUAACAAAUAAUGAAUUUCUUCAUUAUCAUAAUUUAAAAAUACAAAAUAAUCCAAUAAAAGUUUCUGGACGUAUAUUGGAAUCACCAAAAAUUGUUUAUGCAAAUAAUCGUCUUGUUAAUACCAAAGUCGAUAAUAAAUCAUGGGAUAUUGGUUCUCAAGAUAAAUAUAUUAUACCCUCAAAAAUUACUAAUUGGGGAUGUUAUUAUUUUGAACCAGUUGGUAUUGGAAAACUUACAAUAUCUGAUAUUAGACAAUUUGUUGAUAUUUAUACACGUCAAGCAAGACAAAAAGGUAUUUAUAUUGAGGAUUGUUAUGAAAUAAAACAAGUUGCUUCAAAUGAGAAACAUCUUGAAGAUUUAUUUAUUUAUCUUAAUAAAGAAAAAGCAGAUUUUGCUUUAUUUUUAUCACCUGAUAAAUUAACAGAAAUGCAUCAAUUUAUUAAAUUAUAUGAAAGAAAAUACAAUGUAACAACUCAAGAUUUAAGACAAAAUACCGUUAAGAAUGUAAUAUUUAAAAAACAAUAUAAAACAUUAGAUAAUAUUCUUAUGAAAACUAAUGUUAAAGUUGGUGGAUUAAAUUAUAAUUUAAUAAAUUCAGAAAUGGAAUUAAUUGUUAAUAAAAAUAAACUUAUUAUUGGAAUUGGUUUUAAUCAUACAAGAAGUGGUACUUAUGAUGGAUUAUCAACUGUAGGAUUUGCUGCUAACACAACCAAAAAUCCUAUUGAAUUUGUGGGAGAUGUUUGUUUUACAAAAUAUCAAGAUAAUAAAAAUAUCUAUUUUUAUGCUCGAAUUUUAGAAACAGUUUUUGAAAAUUAUUUAAAAUUUAAUGGUCAACCAAAAGAAGUUAUCAUAUAUAGAACAUCAGGUUCAGAAGGCAAAUAUGAUGAAUAUAUGCGUUGGGAUAUUUCUUAUGUUAAAUAUCUUUUACAAACUUAUGCUCCAAAUGCCAAGUUAACUUUUAUUAUUAUUGAGAAGAAUCAUAAUUUACGUUUUUUUAAAGAAGAAAUUAAUUCUAAUGAUAGACCACCAAAUCAAAAUGUUGUUCCAGGAACAGUUGUUGAUAAUGAUGUUGUAAGAACAAAAGUUUGUGAAUUUUUCCUUACUUCACAUUCUGGUCUUCUAAAUACUUCUAAAACACCUAGAUAUUGUGUUCUUUAUGAUGAUAAUAAUUAUUCAAUUGAUGAAAUUGAAAAUUUAACAAAUGCUUUGUCAUAUGAUUAUCAAAUUGUAAAUUUACCAAUAAGUUUACCAGCUCCUAUCUACAUUGCUAAUCAAUAUGCCGAUCGUGGUCGAAUGACUAUGAAAGCUCAAAAUAAAGAUUAUUCUUAUGAUAAUGAUCUUUUAGAAGUAUAUGAUGAAUUAGGUUAUAGAAAAUCAAUUUUUAACAACAGAAGAGUUAAUGCAUAA